AUGAAUAAUAGGUUUUCCUGUUUUAAUGUUUUUGAUACAAAAUUCUGGAUUUUGAAAUAUUUUUCAGCUAAAAUCUACGAAGUUAUUUCUUCAGAAUACGAAGUUAUGAAGUUUCCUGAUUGGUUAGUUUCUUGUAAAUUUAAAUUUAAUGUUACUAGGAUAUUAUGUAUGGAUAUUUCUUUUAAAAGAUAUAUAUUAGAAAAAAAAUAUGGACAAGUAUAUUUAGAUGAGUUUAAAAAUAAUGGUGGUGAUAAUAAAGAUUCAUUGUUUCCUAAUGAAGUCAAUCAAUUUAGGAUAUUAUUAAAACGUCAAAAAAAUCAUAACAAUUGUAAAAGUGCUAGCGUAUAUGCUAUAGCAGAAGAAUUAGAUUUUGAAAUAUUUGAAAUUAAUUCUGUUAUAAGGAGUGUUAAUUGGAAAAAAGUUGUUAAAUUUAAUGAAAUUUGUUUUAAAAUUAAACUGGAUUCUUCAUUUCAAAAACAGAGUUUAAUAUUAAUUGAAGUUGAUAUUCUUUAUGAAGAUAAAAACUUUUGGAACGCUGUUAUGAAUCUUGUUUAUAAAUCAGAACGAUCUUCAGAUAUUAAUACAAUAUCUGAUGUUUUUUAA
This is a messenger RNA of Pneumocystis jirovecii RU7, 603 nucleotides long. RefSeq lists its product as uncharacterized. NCBI's taxonomy places the organism in Eukaryota, Fungi, Ascomycota, Pneumocystomycetes, Pneumocystales, Pneumocystaceae. The transcript has 5 exons. The record is from RefSeq and is a predicted model, not a curated record. The coding region runs from base 1 to 603 and encodes 200 amino acids.